This is a messenger RNA of Opisthocomus hoazin, 1733 nucleotides long. NCBI's taxonomy places the organism in Eukaryota, Metazoa, Chordata, Aves, Opisthocomiformes, Opisthocomidae. The record is from RefSeq and is a predicted model, not a curated record.
AUGUUGGGGUCCUGCGACGAGUCGGCAGCGGCUGCAGAGGAAACAACCGACAGCUUCUGGGAGGUGGGGAACUACAAGCGCACGGUGAAGCGAAUUGACGACGGGCACCGGCUCUGCAAUGACCUCAUGAACUGUGUGCAUGAGCGGGCCAAGAUCGAGAAGUCCUACGCCCAGCAGCUCACCGACUGGUCCAAGCGGUGGAGGCAGCUCAUCGAGAAAGGUCCCCAGUACGGCAGCCUGGAGAGGGCGUGGGGUGCCAUCAUGACGGAGGCGGACAAGGUGAGCGAGCUGCACCAGGAUGUGAAGAACAGCCUGCUGAAUGAUGACUUCGAGAAGGUCAAGAACUGGCAGAAGGAUGCCUACCACAAGCAGAUCAUGGGAGGCUUCAAGGAGGCCAAGGAGGCUGAGGACGGCUUCCGGAAAGCCCAGAAGCCCUGGGCCAAGAAGCUCAAGGAGCUGGAGACAGCCAAGAAAGCCUACCACCUGGCCUGCAAGGAGGAGAAGCUGGCAAUGACCCGGGAAGCCAACAGCAAGGCAGAGCAGUCCAACACCCCAGAGCAGCAGAAGAAGCUCCAGGACAAAGUGGAAAAGUGCAAGCAAGAUGUGCAAAAGACUCAGGAGAAGUACGAGAAGGUGCUGGAUGAGCUGAACAAGUGCACCCCGCAGUACAUCGAGAGCAUGGAGCAGGUCUUUGAGCAGUGCCAGCAGUUCGAGGAGAAGAGGCUCAACUUCCUCAAGGAAGUGCUGCUGGACAUCAAGAGGCACUUGAACCUGGCUGAGAGCAGCAGCUACGCUAACGUCUACCGGGAGCUGGAGCAGACCAUCCGCCUCUCGGACGCACAGGAGGAUCUCCGGUGGUUCCGCAGCUCCAGUGGCCCCGGGAUGCCCAUGAACUGGCCCCAGUUUGAGGAGUGGAACCCGGACCUGACGCACACGAUAACACGGAAGGAGAAGCAGAAGAAGGGCGAGGGGGUGACCCUGACCAACACCAGCAGCAUGGGCGAGACGGGGGCACCAGCGGGCGAGCGUGGAACCCUCCAUCUCCUUUCCCACCCCAGCAUUAGCAGCCAUGACCGUGGGCAGACCUACAGUGCGGAGUGGUCCGACGAUGAAGGCAGCAACUCCCAGCUCUGCCAGCCCCUCCAUCUCCUUUCCCACCCCAGCAUUAGCAGCCAUGACCGUGGGCAGACCUACAGUGCGGAGUGGUCCGACGAUGAAGGCAGCAACUCCUUCAACACCAGCGAGGCCAACGGCGGCACCAACCCCUUCGACGAGGAGUCGUCAGGGAAGGGCGUGCGGGUGCGGGCUCUGUACGACUAUGACGGGCAGGAGCAGGACGAGCUCAGCUUCAAAGCAGGUGAUGAACUAACCAAACUCGGUGAAGAAGACGAGCAAGGAUGGUGCAAAGGGCGCUUGGACAACGGGCAGCUAGGUCUCUACCCCGCCAACUACGUGGAGGCAAUCUAAGUCUUGUGGUGUGCUCCUCGUUGCCGUCAGCAGAUAAAUCCACCCUCCGUUGUCUCCAUCUCUCCACCAGCCAACCAGCCAUUUUGCCGUCUGGUCCUUCACUCCACAGUUAGAGAUUCAGACAUAUUUUCCGACCAAGCUUUUAUUUUUUUAAGAGUUGUCUCCAAAGAGUAUUUUGCAUAGUCGCUUUCUUCUUCUUCUAAGAUAACGUGAAGCGAAAGAUGACGUUGUCUGUUCGUCUACGUUAGUUGAUUUUUUUCCAAGCG